GAAGCGUCCCUUCCCGCCAUGUGAAAAUUCUCUUCUUUUUCUACGCAAACCCUAAACCACACUAUACCUUUUGAAUUUGGAACCAAAACGAAAUCUCAAAAUUUUCACCCACGCCAACUCCCAAAAUUUUCAGACACACUAAUUCAUUUUGGAAACCCUCCAAUCUCUAUUCCCAUUAUACAUAAACAUGGCACCAAUCUCUCUUCCCCACCAAAAACUCCAAGUCCAUCUUCUUCCUUCUGUCUGUUCUCUCCCUCUCUUCCAAAUUCAUACCACAGAAGGAACAAGAUGGAGACUCGUGCUGCCUCAAAGAGAAAGGCAAAUGCAAUGGUCUUGGUCCAAAAACAACACCCCAAAAGGCAUAGGGUUGCGUUGGCUGAACUCCCCAAUUUACCAAAUCUUAUUGUCCCAGGAACUCAGAAUCCUUCCAAAGAGAAAUCGCGAGGUGUGAAGAAUCUCAAUGCGAAGAAGCCAUCUCCCAAAUCUGACCACUCUUCUUCCUUCCAUAUAGAUGAAUCCAUUGUUUCCGAUCUCUAUGAGUAUCUUCAUGAAAUGGAGAUGCAGAAAAAGAGGAGACCAAUGGUUGACUACCUUGAGAAAGUGCAGAAACUAGUUACACCUACCAUGAGAGCAAUCUUGGUGGAUUGGUUAGUAGAAGUGGGUGAGGAGUACAAACUUCUUCCGGACACUCUUCAUCUCUCUGUUUCAUACAUUGAUAGGUUUUUGUCCAUUAAUCCUGUGACUAAAUCGAAACUUCAGUUACUUGGUGUUUCCUCCAUGCUCAUUGCAUCCAAAUACGAGGAAAUGGAUCCACCUUGUGUGAAUGAUUUUUGCAGUAUCACUGAUUACACAUAUGACAAGGCAGAGGUUGUUAAGAUGGAAGCUGACAUACUAAAGUCACUAAACUUUGAAAUGGGAAAUCCUACUGUGAAUACCUUUCUCAGGAGGUUUGCUGAUGUUGCUUCUGAUAACAAAUUGACUACAAAUUCACAGAUUGAAUUUUUGGGACGCUAUCUGGCUGAGCUAAGUUUGCUGGACUAUGAUUUGUUGAGAUUUUUGCCUUCUGUUGUGGCAGCGUCAGCUGUAUUUCUUUCCAGAUUUAUUGUCUCGCCUGAAGUGCAUCCAUGGACCCCUUCUUUGAGUGAAUGCUCGGGUUACAAACCAUCUGAAUUGAAAGAAUGUGUCCUAACCUUGCAUGACCUAUACUUGUUACGAAAAGCAGCGUCUUUCAAAGCUGUCCGGAAUAAGUACAAGCAGCAAAAGUUUAAAUGUGUUGCAAACCUGCCUUCCCCUCCUUAUGUACUGAAUUGUUACUUUGAAGACCAGUGAUGCAGCAAAUUUCAUGAUGAAUAUAUAUCUCAGUUGCUAUCUCUUAAAUCAUGUUUGAUAGAGCACAUGUCAAAAGUGUGGUUAGUUUGAUCAUUGUUUGAACACACCUGGCGUUAGAAAUUUUAUGCAUAGAUUUGUCUUUAAAGUGCAAGAUCGGCAGGUAGAUAAGAUAUCAAUGCUCAAUUGCCUUUUCUGUUGAACAACCAUGGAGAAGACCUCUAAAGAUGCAAACGGCUUCAUUAACAUCGUAGAUUGUACAGCUUCUUUGUCAUCAUUGAUGCUUACUGCUGAACAAUCAUGAUAGUUUUUCAAUAGUAUGAUUUAGGAGGAUGAGGCUAAACUUGUGUAGUUCAUUGCAUAGAAUUUUAUAUGAACAAAGUCCCCAUGUCAAAAAUCGUCAUUGGGAUCUUGCGAGAUGUCUUUGGUAUCAUUAAUCCGAGAAAUGGCUGCAAUCUUGAGAGUUUGUGCUUCAAUCAAUAAAGAAUGAGGGUUUUACUGUGCUUCUAGACAGCAAACCAGGAGUGUUGAUCUUGGGAUUUAGGGAUGUUGUCAGCAAUAAAUUUGAAUUUUGUUCAUCAUCUAUCAAGCUGUGGUCAUGGCGCGAAGGAGUUUUAGAUGAAGAGAAAGUAGCGAAAACAAACAUUAGAAUUUUUGUUUAGAAUAUCUUUCUGGUUGGUUGAAAAUGUCCUAUUCUUUAGGGAUAUUUAUUAAUAUUUGUUUUUUAUCAUUUUUUUUUUGUUAACAUUCACAUUUACAUUUGUUUAUCCAAGCAUACUCUAAUAAAAGUGUCAUUCAUUCUA
Molecule: messenger RNA, 2129 nt
Organism: Vigna unguiculata (cowpea)
Lineage: Eukaryota; Viridiplantae; Streptophyta; Magnoliopsida; Fabales; Fabaceae
Product: putative cyclin-A3-1
Source: RefSeq, a predicted model, not a curated record